Molecule: messenger RNA, 1256 nt
Organism: Aspergillus pseudotamarii
Lineage: Eukaryota; Fungi; Ascomycota; Eurotiomycetes; Eurotiales; Aspergillaceae
Exons: 2
Coding region: 539-1246 (235 amino acids)
Biological process (GO): regulation of DNA-templated transcription
Cellular component (GO): nucleus
Molecular function (GO): zinc ion binding; transcription cis-regulatory region binding; DNA-binding transcription factor activity, RNA polymerase II-specific
Source: RefSeq, a predicted model, not a curated record
CCGACCCGCGUGUAACUGCAAAACGUCAAUAAUAUCUCAUGAAAACUCCAUGGAAAGCCAGGAAAAAAUGGUUCUUAUUCUUGAAGAGAUCCAGCAUCAGUGUGCGCUGUUAUGCACCUGUCACUCACAGCCAGCUCUUCCGAAGUUAUAGGACGCUUUUAUAUUAUCUUGAGGUCACUGGGUCUCUAGGUCAGGUUGAAUCUACCAAUCUAGAUUUUAAAUCGUAGAAUUCAUGUAAUGCAAUUCCUUCGUAGGAGUCACCCAGCCUACUCAGCCAAAGGACCGUAAAGAAAGAACCUCAAUAGCAGUAGUGAGAAUUCCAUAAUAUCGAGUAAACAAUUUUUCUCCAAGGUCCGGUGGUGAUGAGUCAGCCGAUCGGAUUUGGACGUUUGAAUCCCGGCCCGAAUCUUCCCUGAAAUCCGUCCGUCGUUCAUUUGACCAGGAAAAAUGAUACCUAUGGCGCUCAUGGACCUGCCCUUCUCUGCAACCAUCACUGAUACAUGACCGAGGACAGGCUGAUUGCAUAGUAAUCCCCAACAUGGAAUCCCGUCGGACAGAGUCGAGGAAACUCCGAAAGACAACGCCCGCCCCCUACGGCCAAGCAUGCAUCAAUUGCGCUCGGGCUAAAUGCAAAUGCCUGCUCUUGGCCGCUGAGGAUCGGUGUGAACGAUGCGAUCGUCUGGACAAGGAAUGCCGACCGUCAUUAUCGGUUCGAAGGAGCAGAAAGGGUGCCGCAAGUACGAGGAUUGCACGGGUGGAGUCUCGACUUGAUAGUCUUCUGUCCACCCUACAACGCCCUGAUAAAUCGCUUCCGUCUCCCUCCGACUCGGAAAGAGUGUGGCAGAGUGAGAGAUCGUCAGAAGGGCACGCGGAGCACCCCCCCAGCGCUCCCAGUCAAUACGAUAUUCAAACAAGGACUCAAGUCUUUGCGCUGCCUGCAUCAGAUGUUCCAAGCCCCUCGGCUUACAGCCAGUCCGAUGAGGCAACGAGAUUUCUCAAGCAGUUCCGGACCGAAAACCUGAAGUAUCUUCCCUGCAUCUACAUACCGCUCCAUGUCACCCCGCAAGAACUGAUGCGAGAGAAGCCAUUCUUCUGGUAUUGCCUGACCGCAGUCCUGACACCAAACCUGAUCAAAAGGGAAUCCCUGUUUACCAAAGUGCAUGACACGAUUUACCAGAAGCUGGUUGUGGAAACGACCCCGAGCAUGGACCUUCUUCUCGGCCUCAUGACAUUUAUGUCAUGGUAAGUGACUGAAG